Messenger RNA from Sphaeroforma arctica JP610, 863 nucleotides. RefSeq lists its product as hypothetical. The annotation marks the transcript as partial. Lineage: Eukaryota; Ichthyosporea; Ichthyophonida. The transcript has 7 exons. The record is from RefSeq and is a predicted model, not a curated record. Gene Ontology annotation, molecular function: ATP hydrolysis activity; ATP binding. Gene Ontology annotation, cellular component: cytoplasm; mitochondrion.
AUGAAAUACACUGACCGCGUAGUUUUAUUUCAACAUCAGAUCACAAAGCGAUAUGGGAAGUCCGGGCCACUAGACGAGGUAGCUGGACCAGGAGGAGUGUACGUGUAUGGUGGAGUCGGAACAGGAAAGAGCUUGUUGGUCGACAUGUUCUUCGCCAGCGUAGAUGGUGACUGCAUACCGAAGAGGAGACUGCAUUUUCAUGAGUUUAUGCUUGAAGUGCACGCUAAGUUGCAUUAUGUGCGAUCUCAAUCGGACUACGAUGGCCAACCACUAGAGGCGGUGGCUGCGAUGAUUGCUGAAAACGUUAGGCUUCUGUGUCUUGACGAGUUUCAAGUGGUUGAUGUAGCGGACGCGAUGAUUCUGAAGACUCUGUUUGAAGUACUCAUGCGCGAUCACGGGGUGAUUGUGACCAUGACUUCCAAUAGACCUCCGGAGCUGCUCUACCUACAUGGUCUCAAUCGGAGCGCUUUCCUGCCCUUUAUAGACUUUCUGAGAGAUACAGUGGAAGUUCUGAAUCUCGAGGGCAUCGACCACCGGAAAGUCACACAGCAGAGGCCGGACAAAGUCUACUACGAUAGCCUGAAUUCUACGGAGCCGUCUGGGGACUUGCACAAGCGGUUCUCACAGAUGUGUGAUAAUUCAGUGGCUAUCAAGGUGGACGAGACCAUUGCUGUGCGGAACGGGAGGGAUUGUCAUGUGCCUCGAGGCAGUUACCAGCACGGGGCGGCGCUGUUUGAGUUUCGAGAGCUGUGCGGCUGGGGCAAAGGAGUGGCAGACUACCUGGCGAUUCUCAGGAUCUUCCCCACCGUCUUCGUCAAUGGCGUACCAGAGUUCAGCUAUUUGAACAGAGAUGAGGCACGAAG